GUGGAGUUAUUUUUAUUAAUUUUCUUUCUGAGAACGAGCCUUUUCUAUAAAAUGCAUUCAAAAUCAGUAGCUGUAGAGGUAAAUGCCAUGUGGAAAAUCGCGUCCAUUACGUAGGUUCAGCAAAGGGGCAUGAAUGAUGGCGAGUUUCCCAGGCAGAGUCCAUUUUACUGUGUGCGAGUAAAGCAGUGGGCAUGUGGUUGCAGCAAACUACCAUUAGUGCGUGCAUGAGUGCUAUCGUCACUGCUGCCUGCAGGAUUCGCUCCACUAUUGACCUGCAUUUGCAGCUGUACACCCAGCCCACUAAGCCGCAGUUUUCGUCGCAAACUGGAAGCGGUCACACACUGAAACCGGGGAAGGCGCUUUUCUGGUCCUUUAAGAAAGCCAAUGACCUGUGUGUAGGAGGAGGGGCCGCAUCCUGAGAAUCAGGUGCAUGUCUGAAGGGAUGAUGUCAUCUUCCUAACGAGACCUGCCCGGGAGGGACAAGGGAUGCAGAGCGAGCUAUUGCCUUAAUUGCAUUGUUCCAGAUGGGAGGAUGCACGGGACGCUGAGGGGACCGCCUGCACUUCGUGUAUCACAAGCAGCGAAUUGUACCUCAGUCAGUCCGGGCUGUUGCAGAUACGUAGCAAAGGCAGUUUCAAGGUGACACGCUGCCACUUGUUAUAAGUCAAAACAAAAACUGCAGGUUUCUGAAAUCUUUUGGACGCCUCUUACAGGAGUGAAACAUUGUUCAAGUAUAAAACUUUUUCUUUCAACAUAAAGGGAUCCGUACAACAACGCAGGACCAAACUAUUUCCCAGACUACAAAACCCACAAUCAUGGGGUUUGGUGAUAAUAAGUAUUCAGUGAGAUAUGAUGAUAUAUAUAUUUUAAUGCUUGAAUACAUACAAAGAAUACAUUUAUAAAAUGGUCUUCCCUAAAGAGCUUUCUCCCUUUGGAUCCAUGUUUUUAACAGCUUCCCUUGCUUAUUUAUUUUAUUUUGUUUAUUCUUGUCUCUAAAAAGUUCUCUUUGGGAGGCGAGGCUUGCAAGACUAGGCAGAAUACCAUCAAAUAACCCGGAAUGGUGAUUAAGUGAAGUAUUUCUUCCCAAUUCUGACCUCUUUACAAAGCUUCCUGGAAUUUCCAGUCAUUCAGUUAUUAAGACACAAGGUUCGGAUGUUCAGAGCAGAGAAACAUGGAUAUAUCAAAGCCUUUAAUAGGACCCAUAUUCAGGAUAACAAACAAAAUAGAAGAUUCCUGCAGUAUCGUGCUGUAACCUGCCCUUGUUGAAGUUGUUUUCUACUUCUCCUUUGCAAUCCACAGGGUACCCAGAUGUGCUGUUACCGUGUGUGGGUUGUGGCCACUUUGCUUUUUUCCCAUUCACUUGCCUGAUCUGUGUAUACUGUAAUUGCUGUACCACAUAAACCCAUGGAGGGACUGAAACUGGAAAAAGACACAGUAUUUUUCUGCUUUCGGCAAUACCUACAGUAGUUACAUUUUUAUGGAUAUCUCUGCUUCUAGGAUUUUUUUUUCUAAAUGAAUAUUCUGCUAAGAACACAGACAUUUACUCUACAGUUCAGAUAAGUUUUCUCUAGCAUCAUCAUCACUAUUGUAUUAGGCUUCACUGUCAAUUUAGCACAGCUGUUUGUCAAGGAGGAAUUUGUACCAGGAUUUAAACAAAACCAGUUAAAACAGUUUCUGUUCAUUUUUUGAUUGUAUCAAUGAUGUCCUGGAAGAGAAAUUAUUUUGCUACAGGUCGAGGAGGAGUUCAGGAGAUGUUUACUCCACGUAAUUCAAUAUCUAUUGCUCCUAGCAAAGGCCUGAUUAAUGAGCCAGGACAAAAUAGCUGCUUUCUAAACAGUGCACUGCAGGUGUUAUGGCACCUAGACAUUUUCCGGCGGAGCUUCCGACAGCUUACAACACACAAGUGUAUGGGAGACUCCUGUAUAUUUUGUGCACUGAAGGGAAUCUUCAACCAGUUUCAGUGCAGCAGUGAGAAGGUGUUACCAUCAGAUACUUUACGUUGUGCUCUUGCUAAAACAUUUCAAGAUGAGCAGCGGUUUCAGCUGGGCAUCAUGGACGAUGCAGCAGAAUGCUUUGAAAAUUUAUUAAUUCGCCUUCACAUCCAUAUCGCAGACGAGUCCAAAGAAGAUAUAUGUACUGCCCAGCACUGCAUCUCCCACCAGAAGUUUGCCAUGACAUUGUUUGAGCAGUGUGUUUGUACAAGCUGUGGUGCCACUUCUGACCCCCUGCCUUUUAUUCAGAUGGUGCAUUAUAUAUCUACUACUGCCCUCUGCAAUCAGGCAAUCUUUAUGCUGGAGAGAAGAGAAAACCCCACCCCUGAUAUGUUUGGGGAACUGCUGCAAAAAGCAAGUACAAUGGGAGACCUGAGAAACUGCCCGAGUAAUUGUGGUGAAAAAAUUCGAAUUCGGCGAGUGCUUAUGAAUGCCCCUCAGAUCAUCACUAUUGGGCUGGUGUGGGAUUCUGAUCACUCGGAUUUAGCUGAGGACGUCAUCCACAGUCUUGGGACCUGCCUGAAGCUUGGUGAUUUAUUUUACAGGGUAACAGAUGACCGAGGAAAACAUUCUGAGCUCUAUUUAGUAGGGAUGAUUUGUUACUAUGGCAAACAUUACUCUACUUUCUUUUUCCAAACCAAAAUACGCAAGUGGAUGUAUUUUGAUGAUGCUCAUGUUAAAGAGAUUGGCCCAAAGUGGAAAGAUGUUGUUACAAAGUGUAUAAAGGGUCAUUAUCAGCCAUUGCUGCUGCUGUAUGCUGAUCCCAGGGGUACACCAGUAUCAGUGCCUGAUGUCCUGGCUCAGAUGGAUCUACGUCAGUACACCAGAACUUGCUAUGACAGUGAAGAUUCUGGCAGAGAGCCAUCCAUCUCUAGUGACACCAGAACAGAUUCUUCUACUGACAGUUACCAUUAUAAGCAUUCACACCAUGAGUCUGUGGUGAGCUACUUCUCCUCUGAAUCACAAGGCACGGUCAUCUACAAUCUGGAAAAUGAUGCAGCAUCGCAAAGCAGCAGAGAUACAGGACACUUGACAGAUAGCGAGUGCAGCCAACACCACUUUUCAAGAAAAGGACCCUUUACAGACCGAAAACGAAGUUCCAGUCGCCCUCGGAGAAAAGGAGAUGAGUCAAAGUCUUCUGGCUACCACAGCGAGGGUGAGACGCUAAAGGAGAAGCAAGCACCCAGAGCAGGUUUGAAACUGUCCAGCAGUUCAAGCAGGCUGAGGGACUUUAAAGCUACUGUUAGCAAUAUAAUACAUAACAGACCAUCCCAAGCAUCACAGACUUCUUCACAAGGCUUUCACCAUGUGGGGAGUAGCCUCGAUCAGUCGGAAAUCAAGCCACCUACAAACUUGACUAUGAGACUGCGGGAUUGGGAGAUAGACAACAGCACCAGUGAAACAAAGUCUGGCUUCUCAAACAGAUAUCGCCCGACUUGGCGGCCUACACGCGAGCCAUUAAAUGUAGACAGUGUCUUCAGAUCAGAAAAGAGGAAAAAUGCUUCAUACAGUCCACUUAGCCCUUUUUCCGAAGAUUCAGGAAAAGAAAUGGCAACUAAUGAAUUACGAGAAAUAGCCAACUCUGAAUCAAAAGACAAUCAUCAGUUAAAAUACAGAAGUUGGGGUAUUGGGAGGGGUGCCCCACAUUUUCUUGACCACCAGCAGCCUCGUCUAAUCCAGAGAAUGGAGUCUGGGUAUGAAAGCAGUGAGCGGAACAGCAAUAGCCCAGUCAGCAUGGACUUGCCUAUUUCAGAGAACUGUAGUGCAUUCAGGGAAUAUCACUCAAGGAAAAGCCCAGGUACAGCUCCUACAUGGCGAAACUUUCCGAAAUCUCAGAGCAGCAGCACAAUAGACAUGGCAGAUUCUGCCUCCAGUGUCUGGGUGAAGGUCCAUCCGACACACUUGGCAGUGGAAAACUCUGUACCUAUGAAGAGUGAAUUUGAUGAACUACAGGAGGAGGUGGCAAGGAGGGCACGAGAGCAGGAACUAAGAUGGAAGCGUGAGAAACAAAUUGAGGCUGCAAUGGGAUUCAAUCCACGACCAAAACGGUUUUUGGAUUUAGAUGAAUUACAGACUCAGGGUAGAAGUGAAAGCUUUGAGCGAGCUAUGUUAGAAGCAGAUUCUGUAUAUGAGCAGUCAGUGAGACUGGAACAGAACGGAGAUUACACGUCGGCACUGGCUUUGUGUAAUGAAGCAAUUUCUAAAAUCAGAUUUGCCAUGCAUGAUGCCAGAUCUAGCACUCACUGCAGAGCCAUAGCAGAUAAGAAGUUGCAAAUGUGCAUACGAAAAGCACGGAGUCUUCAGGACCGCAUGCAGCUGCCGACAAUUCCUCAGCCGCCAUCACCAGAUUACCCCUUGCCACAGGGAAAAGCUAUAAACCAAUCUACAAGUGACCAGGCUAUCUCGGAACAAGUUUCAGUGAACAGACCGGUACUGCUGGAGACAAACACAAAGGAGGACUACCCAUCCAAUCCAUUAUUCCACCCAUUAGCUUAUAGCCAUGAGUUGCUUCCAUUGUCCUCUGAGUCUUCCAACUUGUCAGCUUCUGAGCAAAACCCACAUCGCAAAGCAUUUUCUAACUUCCUUGCUUCAUAUAACAAUCUUGAUUCUGAAGGUCCGGUCUCAUCACCAAAGGAAGCAGUGGUUGAGAAUAAGGUGAAAUCAGAAUCUUAUAGCCAAGGAUUAGUAACCAAGCAAACAAAAACAGAAAAGGUAAAAAAUGUCAGCCCUGAUAAAAGUAAGGUGGAAGAGGAACAUGAAGGAAAAGAAGGCCUUCUACCACUGCACAAGGUGAAAAUAAGUGGAAUUAAAUCUGGUUCUUUACCAUCAUUGCUAUUUCCGUGGGCACGCCGAACACAGACUCAGUCUCCUGACAGAAGCAGCCCACCCAGUUAUUGUAAUAAAUCUGUUAGUACAGACAAAGGUGUUAGUACUGAAAUUGAUGAAAGUAAUAAACAGAUUGGUUCCUGUAAUGACAUAACUCCAUCUUGUAAUACCAGCCUAAGCCUUCAACAAGCCAACUUGUGCUCGACUGCAAACAGUCAUGAUGCAUUAUUAGAGAAGCAGGGUAAACUUUGCAGUCCAGAACCUUGUAAAUCGGAGGCACCAAAGAAUAAGGGGUUGGUACGCUCUCUAGCAGAACAGUUUCAAAGGCUCCAAGGGGGCUCACCAAAGCUAAACAAUUUUGGUGUGAACUGUACUGGUGUUGACACAUGUGAGAAAAAGCCUCGACCUUUCAGUCCUAUGGAUUCCAAAUCCAGUUUGCAGCCCCUUGUAAUUCAAGAAAGCAAAGCUAGCUGCACCGAACAGACAAACCUCUCACCAGACUGCCUGGGCAGGUCUUUUGAAGUAAAUGGUUCCAGUGUACAUCUUGUUGAUAAUGAAAAUAGUGGCUCUGAAAAAAAAGAAACACCUGGAUGGGUUGUUGAUCAUUUUAACACUCCACUUAACCGAGGUAAACUUUUCUACAAAGGAGAGAAAAAGGUGAAAUUUGCCAGCACUGUCCAUUUACCUGCCUCUGUGCCCAUGGAGCAGUGGGCUGAAGAUGUCAACAGAUAUUAUAAUGUCCAACUAGAGAGUAUAAGGGAUAAACCUAAAGUUGGACACACUUUAUCUCUUAAACCAAAGUCAAUUAAAUAUGGCUUAUCAAAAAGUUCAAUUGAUCUGCGCCAGGAGUGGAACCAGGAUGCUGAGCAAGACAUUUCAGACCUGCAAACUUUAUAUAAUGCCAGCCUACAGGCUCGUCCAAACAGAAAUAUGCAAUGGAGGUCAGAAGAUGCAAGACAAGGAUUUGGAAAACCAUUUCUGGACAACACAGCUGAAAGGAAGGUGCAGAUAACUGCUGGAAAAGGUCUUUCAAGGACUCCCACAACAGAAAUGGAUCUUAGUGGAACCACAUUUACACCUGUGUCAAAGUUUACCCAUGACGGGGGCCGAAGCAGGGAGGACGAUGAGCUGUACAGUGCAGAGAAUUUCCGGCGUCUGGCACGUAGCCUCAGUGGGACAGUCAUCAGUUGCAAAGAAGAGGCAGUUGUCUCUUCUCAGAGCUUUGAGACAUCCAAUGAAAGGAAACCACUUAUGGACAGCAGCCACCGCUGUCACAGCUCCUCCUUCCACCCUUAUUCCCCAAAUCCUUCUGUAUUAUCCAUUGAACCCCAGCACUACCCAACUCAGCUGCAGCACCCAUCAUUUGAGGUUCCGGCGCCCAGCAUGAUGGGUGAGACACACAGAUCAUCAGGGGAUCCCAACUUCCAAAAAGUUUUGGCUAUGUCUGAAAAGGGUGAAAAUCUCCAAGGUAACGAACAGUCGAGGAUGGCAACAGCAACACUACAAUCUUACUCUAUUCCGAGGCAGCAGACAGACAAUGGUGAUCAAAAUGCUCUAAGUCAUUGCCGGUGGUCAGGUCAUACAGCUCAGGGAUCUGCAUCCGACAAACACAUGGUUAGUGCCAGUUUCAUGACUUCACCUGUUUGGAGGUCACAAGGUCCUCAAACCUCAGGUUAUGGAGGCUAUUCCAAUUUUUCAACGUAUCGUAAAACUCCGGAUACUGCUGAUUUCUGCAUAUUGAGGAUGCCACAAAGCACGUCCAUGGGCACAGAAGAUGUAUGGGAAACUUCUCAGACUAAUCAGUCAAGUGUUCAAAGCCCUAAGAGAGUAGACAUGCCACCCGAAGAGGACUGGAGUCAUAAUACUUUUAGCACUCAGUUUGGUGGAAGGAAAUCACAGCCUGUGUUUUCACCACACAGGACCUAUUCAUCUGAUGCUGACCUAUAUAGGACAAACAGCUGGAGAGCUGCCUUGCACAGAAAUGGACGAUAAUCUUUUCUCGAGUCCACCCAAUCAGCCGAACAUGAAAAGAUCAUUUUACCCCACUUAAAAUCCACUUAAAUCCCCCAGAUUUAUAGUUUAGACCAGUGUUGCAAGCCCUGUAAUGCAAUGGACAUUCCUGUAUAGAAUUUGUACCAGUAUUGUCUUAACACCUUUGAGCCUGUGAUGUGUCACCUUGUACAUUGUGUUAUCGAUGAUCAGCAAGAAUCUGAACCCCAUUAUGUUUCAAAGUGCCCACUCAGCAAGGGAAAUACUGUGGUAAUCUUACAUUAAGACUUGUUGAUCACAGUUGAGGACUGUAUAUUAUGAAUGCUCCAAAUUACUUCAGGGUUGAAUCACUGACAGAUCUUUCUUCCAUAUAACACACAGCGAGAGCAAUUGCAGGUUCAGUACUCUGUCAGUAUGGUGCUCGCUCAGCAAUAAUUGCUCAAUGGAGAUUUUAGAUGUAAACACAAGUUGUUUCCAAACUACCCAGCCUAGUGGAAGUCAAAUUUCAAACUACGUUUUUGACAACUUUUGCCUUUUCUCAUACAGAAUUUGCUGCAGUUAGCAAUAGUUAUACGUUGCAAUGAAAUUAGAUGAAAUCUUAAAAUGUUUGCUGUUAUAUAUUUGUUCCCUGCAAGUGAAAUGUAUGGCUUAAUUGCUGUAGUAUUUUCACUGAUAAAUGCACUGCGGCCAUACAGGGCACAUUGUUAUCCUGGUUCUCCCUGUACUUUUUUCUUUACCUUUUUUAGGGACAGAGCAGCCUGGAGCCUACAUAGCAGGGAACAUGAGAAUUCUAAGGCCGUGCACAUUUUUGAUUGGCCGUCUAGAUCACUUUGCACAGUAAGCCUGCAGAAAGCCUGAUAAUCUUAGGACAGGAAUUGUUAAAAGGGUAACCCAGCAUUAAAAGUGCAGCUAGUUAAGCACAAAUCUUGACUAAUGAAUAGUAUAGUGGGGGGGGGGGCAAUGCCACGGGAGUUUAAGAAAGCCCACCCUUUUUUCCUUUCCUCCAGUAUCUGUAGCAAUGCUUAUAACAGAAGACUGUUAUCACUGCAUGCUUAAAUUCACUUCUAGAGUAAAAUUUAAUAUUUUAGUGUCAAAACAUUUGCUUUUGUAAGUAUUUUUCGAAUAAAUAUAUGAAAUAGUUCUAUUAAAUAACUUCUGCCCAGUG
Messenger RNA from Xenopus laevis (African clawed frog), 7971 nucleotides. RefSeq names its product inactive ubiquitin carboxyl-terminal hydrolase 54-like (gene usp54.S). The record is from RefSeq and is a predicted model, not a curated record. The coding region runs from base 1698 to 6809 and encodes 1703 amino acids. Lineage: Eukaryota; Metazoa; Chordata; Amphibia; Anura; Pipidae. The transcript has 23 exons.